Molecule: messenger RNA, 1791 nt
Organism: Fusarium musae
Lineage: Eukaryota; Fungi; Ascomycota; Sordariomycetes; Hypocreales; Nectriaceae
Exons: 2
Coding region: 1-1791 (596 amino acids)
Source: RefSeq, a predicted model, not a curated record
AUGGCUGAACACGAACUUGGAUAUUCGUACCAAGAGCUUGGCACGCAAACCUCAUUCCGGAUCGCUGAGCUUCUCCCCGGCGAUGAAAAAGACCCCAUCGAAUGCCGUGUUCAUCCGACCUCUUGGUCCGAUCCUAGCAUCCCCAAGUACGAAGCUAUCUCCUAUGUAUGGGGAGACCUGAAUCAAAAAGCCAAUAUAAUAUGCCACGGUAAAAGGCUCAAGGUUACUCAGAACCUCUAUAAUGCACUCGGUCACUUCAGACAACGAGAUAAAUCACGGUUUCUGUGGGCAGACGCUAUUUGCAUCGACCAGUCCCAUAUACCUGAACGCAACGCCCAAGUGAAACAAAUGCGGAAGAUCUACGAAAACGCCAAGACAGUUUUAAUCUGGCUCGGGCCAGAUACUGCAGAAAAUGAUGCAGAAACUGCCAUCAACUCGAUUCGGCUUAUCUCCGAGUUUCUCUGCCAAAAACUUGGCAUCUCAACUAAUGGACUGAGCGCUCGUGGAAACGUGUAUCACGAGGUCGUAUAUCAGAACAGAAGUCUGAUACCGUUGCCGAAUGAAAUCAAGGCCAUCACUAAGGACAUGUGGAAAUCUUUGGCUUGGUUGUAUUCUCACACUUAUUUCACCCGGGUUUGGGUGAUCCAAGAAAUCAACGCCAAUCAGUCUCGACUUGUUCAUUGCGGCCAUUCGACAAUCGAAUGGGAUCAGGUUGAGCUUGUCGCCGGUUACAUCAUCAUGGAGCCAGCGUUUAGUAAAGCCUAUGGGUUUACGGACACCAAAUGCUGGUGGGCCGCUACUGCUACCACAGAGCGCCUGCGAAAGCCCAAGAACUGGCUAUACAUGUUGUAUCUGGCGUCAAACUUCUCCAGCACUGACCCAAGAGAUAUGAUAUAUGGUCUCCAUGGUUUGAUGAGUAUCACACGUGGCAGUGAGCUCCUCUAUCCUGACUAUGACAAAACAACAGUGGAGGUUUAUAUGGACUCUGUCGCUGCUGCGUUAGUCGACAUGCAGAACACAGAUGUGUUGCUCUAUGCUCGAGGCACUGAUCACCCAACUUGGGUGCCACGAUGGGAUCGGGCCAUGUUAUUCCGAAAUCCUUUCAGGUUUGGUAAAGCACUGCCCUGGAGACCAUCACUUGACUCUAGAGCGACGUGGAGCAUUAAUGCCGAGUCAAGGGUUCUGGCUCUUCGCGGCGUUCUUUUCGAUUCGAUCAAGGUUUCCGAAACGUACAAUGAAAGCCUUUUCAGUAACGCCAACAUGAAGAUGGAAGAGGGACGAAUUAAGCUAGGGCAUGUGUGGCAUAAGAUUCUCGAGAAUUUGCGCUGGGGUCGACCAACCCAAGUUUACAGUAGGGACGAACUGACUGCAAUUGCGACUUCAUUGUCAUUCGGACUUAACGAAGAUAGCAAUCCUGGCGAGGAGCGGAUACUGAUGCAAAACUUUGUAUCAUAUCUUAGAAUUGUCCUCAACGACCAGGCAUAUCAGCAGUAUAUCCCUCCAGAGUUAUCCAAGGAGGCUGAGCAGGCGGAUGGGUAUCAAUUUGGCAAGCCAGUUUGGGACUUUAAUUAUCCUGACUCAAGCCUCUUCAUCACGGAAAAGGGUAUUAUCGGGUGUUGCGUUUCAACAACUAACCCAGGGGAUAUUGUUUCCGUCCCCUUUGGGAGCACAUACCCGUUUAUCCUUCGGCCACAAGGUGAUCGAUUCGUGAUGAGAGGGUAUGGAUUCGUAUGCGGCAUUAUGCGGGGCGAGGGACCUCAGUCUCCGGAGCAAGUCUUUGAGAUAUGUUAA